This is a messenger RNA of Tuber aestivum (summer truffle), 736 nucleotides long. NCBI's taxonomy places the organism in Eukaryota, Fungi, Ascomycota, Pezizomycetes, Pezizales, Tuberaceae. The record is from the annotation of a GenBank genome assembly.
AUGGACGACCCCGACGGGAACCCUGCUGCUGCGCCGGAGCCUCCUCGCCUGACCCCCGAACCGUUACCGGAAUCCGCGAGCCAGCUUUCACGGCCGUCACUACCACUGAGCACCCUCUCCCGGGGGUGUGAGGGCCACUUUGAUGGUUGGGAAACCAUCGGUGAACAACAAGACUAUUACGAUGUGGAAGAUUUCCUGCAUCUGAGCCCUGGUCUCGCAAGCGAAAAGUUGAAGGAUAGGAAAGAGGACGAUGUCGUGAUUUUUGACUAUUCUUUAGAUCCGGGUUAUCUGAGUCGGGUGGAUGGCAAUCCCCCGGUUGGGGGCGGCGGUCCUUUCCCGGGACACCCUGGCACGGACGAUGUAUUCUUCCGAGUGUCCAAAGACAAGCUCAUAAAGUCCAAACAAUUUGACCAAACCAUCAACCCCACCAAAGAACCUUGGAUGCAGGCGCGGGCGCCCCGGUUAGGUAUCAUGUAGGUUUAUCUUCCCAGCCCCUCCCGCCGCCCAUUUCGAUUUUGAAGAACUCUCUGCUGCAUGUACCUUUCCAGGCGACCCUCUACAUGCUAAUAUUUGUUUUUUUCAAGAGACUUUCCCCAAUGUUAUGAUACGAGCGUAGGUUUCCGUGCGGCGUAGCCCUAAUUUUAUCUUUUACGGUAAUUCCUUACUAGAAGCAGGGCGGUAAUCUACUAAAUUCGAUGGCGGAAAAGCUCGGCCUUCCAAAUGCAAAUACUUUCAA